GAAGACUGCUAUAUAAUGAAUGAGCACAAGAAAGUGCCGUUUCCCUGGUGUGCACCCGAAUCGCUUAAGUCCAGACAGUUCUCUCACGCCAGUGACACCUGGAUGUUUGGCGUCACGCUAUGGGAGAUGUUUACCUUCGGUCACGAGCCAUGGAUUGGACUGAACGGCGCGCAGAUUCUCCAUAAGAUUGAUCAGGAAGAGGAACGCUUACCGCAACCAAAUGCCUGUCCCUUUGAGAUCUAUCAGCUAUUACUGCAGUGUUGGGCCCCUAAACCCAACGAUAGGCCCACAUUUGAGGCAUUGAAGGCAUUCUUUUGCGAGUCUCGUCCUCACAAACUGAAAGCUCUGACAAUGUUUGACGGAAACCCUGAAAAUCAUCCCAAACUGGCGACCGAUAAGACUGAGAGCAGUGCUAACAUCUAUUUAAAGGUUGAAGUUAGCGAUGAAAUCCAUGUU
Molecule: messenger RNA, 456 nt
Organism: Medioppia subpectinata
Lineage: Eukaryota; Metazoa; Arthropoda; Arachnida; Sarcoptiformes; Oppiidae
Source: the annotation of a GenBank genome assembly